Molecule: messenger RNA, 1460 nt
Organism: Fomitopsis serialis
Lineage: Eukaryota; Fungi; Basidiomycota; Agaricomycetes; Polyporales; Fomitopsidaceae
Product: cystathionine beta-synthase
Exons: 9
Coding region: 92-1300 (402 amino acids)
Cellular component (GO): cytoplasm
Molecular function (GO): cystathionine beta-synthase activity; cysteine synthase activity
Source: RefSeq, a predicted model, not a curated record
CCUCUGUUCCAUCCAAGCCCUUAGCCCCGCUGCUGUGGGCCUUACACCUCGUUAGAUCAAUCUUGAAGAUUUUCAAUUGUAGCAAUUCAGCAUGCCUUUCUCCGCGCAGAUACUGGACGACGCUCUCGGAGCAGUGGGGAACACCCCGCUCAUCAGGUUAGACAGGAUAGCCAAGCAGGAGGGCGUAGAGUGUAACCUGCUCGGCAAGCUUGAAUACACCUCCGUCGGCGGUUCCGUGAAGGACCGCAUAGCGAAACGGAUGGUCGAAGCUGCCGAGAAGGAGGGCAAGCUCGUCCCUGGCUAUAGUGUCGUCAUUGAACCUACUUCCGGCAACACCGGAAUUGGCCUCGCGUUGGCCUGUGCUGUGAAGGGAUAUUCUGUGAUCAUCACGCUGCCCAACAAGAUGUCUCUUGAGAAGGAAGCCGCCCUGCGCGCACUAGGCGCGGAAGUGGUGCGGACGCCCACCGAGGCAGCCUGGGACGCACCCGAGUCCCACAUAGGGGUGGCGCGUCGGCUUCAGCGAGAGAUUCCAGGAGGGAUAAUCCUCGAUCAGUAUGCGAACCUGAACAACCCGCUCGCGCAUGAGCUCACGACCGGUCCUGAGAUCAUCGAAGCCGUCGUCUCUACACCCGGGACCGCAGAGCGGCCCUCUUCAGGCAAGGUCGACGCCCUCGUCGCGGGCGCAGGUACAGGCGGCACCAUCACAGGGCUGUCCCGCGCCGUCAAGAAGACACACAACAAGUCCUGCAUCGUCGUCGGCGUUGACCCCAAAGGGAGCAUUCUUGCGCUCCCCGAGGCGCUGAACACUUCCGACGCGGGUGCGGCGUAUGUCGUGGAGGGCAUCGGGUACGACUUCAUCCCGGACGUGCUCGCGCGCGCGGAGGUCGACGCGUGGCUGAAGACGUCCGACGAGGAGGCGUUCGCGGCCGUCAGGAAGCUCAUGCGCAGCGAGGGCCUGCUCGUCGGCGGGAGCAGCGGGAGUGCGCUGAGCGGGGCGCUGAAAUGGUUAAAGGAGGAUGAGACGGGUAAGAGGAUCGCGCGGACGAAGGGGGCGAACGUCGUGGUGUUGUUGCCCGAUGGCAUCAGGAACUACAUGAGCAAGCCGUGGUUUCUCAAGAUGGCGCUCGAGGCGGAGCCGACACCGCUCGCGCACACGAUCGCGAGCAUCCUCAAGCCCGGCCAGCUAGAUGAGGGCGCGGAUGUGCAGAUCGCCAGCGUGAACGGGAUUGUGAACGGGAUCUCGGAGCGUACGCAGGUUGAGGUGCCGGACCGGCCCAAUGCGAGGGACGAGAAGGCUUGAGUUCAUCAUCGGUCUGGAAGUUUCGUUCAUUGAGGCGGAUUUGUCCGUUUUACUCCUAGUCUAGAAUUCGUUAUCGUUCUACGUAUCUUCGCUCGGACUGUCGUGUUUCGCCCUGUGUCAACUUAGACUUGGAAUGUGCAUGCAUCUUGCCCACACCGGA